Messenger RNA from Magnusiomyces paraingens, 2292 nucleotides. RefSeq lists its product as uncharacterized. The coding region runs from base 1 to 2292 and encodes 763 amino acids. The transcript has a single exon. NCBI's taxonomy places the organism in Eukaryota, Fungi, Ascomycota, Dipodascomycetes, Dipodascales, Dipodascaceae. The record is from RefSeq and is a predicted model, not a curated record. Gene Ontology annotation, biological process: DNA integration. Gene Ontology annotation, molecular function: nucleic acid binding.
AUGGGAAACUUCUCGCCAAAAGUCCCACUACGGUCAUCCCGUCUCAAGUCUGAGAUCCCAAAGUUCUCCGAGUUUGGUGUCGUCUGGUUCCCAUUUCUAGGCCAGCCCCACCCACUCAAUGACUAUGCCUUUGCCUCGUCAACAAAUACAGAGUAUGUCCCCACAGACUUUGCCCCCAAAUAUGACCCAGAAAUCGACCUCUACUAUUUCAUGCUAGAGCUUUAUACCUACGUAACCAAGGCUCCAGGUGGCAAAAUUACAAAAACCCAACUCUCUAGAACCCUCAACUCAAAACUCCCCGUCGAUUGGAUCCUCCGUUCAGGUGCUCUCUCCACAAUCAACCGUAUCAUGCGCACCCGCUAUACCUUAGACAUGCGUGCGCGUGACUAUGAGCGCUUCAAAAACUCCUUUGAAUUCUAUAAUCACUUUUCCGCCUACUCGGCCCAGCUCGCAGAGUUUUUAUCAAAACCAGGCGGCAAACUCGAGGUUUGGCUUCUCAGUGUUCACCCAGAAGUCCGCGAGCAACUCAUGCUCAAGUACGCAGAACACUUUAACGUCGGUGGCCAUCCUAUCUAUGACCCAACUACACAAGUAGAACAGCAUCAGUGGCUUGUAAAAAGCCUCGAAGCAUCUUCUCUUGAUGUUCAUAAGGCAAUCCGUCAACGCGAAAAGGCAAAAUACCUAACACCACGGAAACAGACCUCAUCUUCUACAACCUCAGACUCAACCUCAUCUUCCACAUCUUCCACAAUUGAUACCCCAGAUUUCAUCGAUGACUACGACCUCUUUGAUAAGGACAUUGAGGCUGGCGCUAAACUAGACACUGGCGAUGGCGAGGUCAUUGAUGGCGUCGUCCGUAAGUUCCCUACCCGACCCUGCCAGGUCAUGAGUAUCGACUAUCUUCCUGGCUUUGUUGACCAUGGAGAUGGCUUUGACCGUCUUCUCAUGGUCCAAGACCGAUUUACAAAGGGUCUUUUCCUUGAAGCUGUUUCUAGCUCAGAUACUCCAGCAGGUUACUGGACACACUUCAGUGCCAUCUGCACCCGUGCAGGCGGCUUCCCGGAACAACUCAUUUCCUCGGGCCGCCGCACUCGCUUCAAGGGCGAGUUUGAUGCUCUCUGCAUAGAACACAAGAUUAAGCAUCUACGCACCUCUGCAUUCCGCCCACAAAUUGGUGGUGGCCUCCAGCCUGCGAAAAAACGUGUUACACGGUUCUUUAAAGAAAAAACUAGAGACAACAAGAGUGCAGAAGUGCUUUGGACUCAGGUAGUAAAGGACUGUGAAACUGAUUUUAACUCUCAUGUCAAUCCUGUUAGCAGAGUCACUCCUUACUACUGCAUGUAUGGCCAAGACAAACCACCGCCAAUUAACAAUGAUACCCCUCCUGCCCAGCUCAACAAAAUCGAUCCAGGAGACCUGCUUCAAACCACCUGGAAACGCGUGUUUUACCGUCUCAAGGCCCACGCAGAUAGCGCAACUGCAUCCUACCAGCGCCGCGCAUCUGCAGAUCCCGUCACCCUCGCCAUCCCCACUGACGCAGCUACUGCCCCAGUCCCAUCACUCUCGCCCACAGCAGCAAAGGAGGCAACGGCAGCUGCUAUUGCUGCAGCAAACACCCGCGCAGCUGCUGCCGCCGCAGCAUCUCCAAAGGGUGGUUCUCCACGGAGGACAUCUAAACGAUUCAAUCAGGCGACUGCUGCUGCUGCUGCUGUUGCUACUGUUUCUGCAUCCCCCUCGUCUCCUAUUGCUGGUACUGAAGAAGAUGGUGAAAAGUCUAGUGAAAAACAACAAGGCACCACACAAGAGUUCCUCAUACAAACGUCAGAACUAGAUAACUCCAACCAAGUAGAUGAUGGCCAUGGUGUCCAAGAAGAAGGUACUGAAAGUCUUGUGAACACACCGGCAACAUCGGCUCCUGCGACUCCGAAGAGUAGCCGUAGCACCCAGUACCAGAAACGUCUGGACGACGACGUAUCUGUGGCUGAUGAUGAUACGUCGUUUAUUGUAGAAGACGUGCCAGUAUCUGAAGGUGUUCUAUUGACUCCUGUGACAACAACCGCCGAAGAUGAUCUAGAGGAAUUGGAUGAUGAUGAAGAAGAAGAAGAAGAAGAAAUUGAUGACGAUGAUGAUGAGAUUGUUAUUGUAAAGCAGGUUUGCUCGUCUCGCAUCCCCGACAUGCCUUCGACGCCUACUAAAGCUUCUCGAGUUGAUGGGUUCCUGGCUUCUGCGGCCGCUGCGGCUGCGGCCGACGUGCCAGCUACUCCAACCACGGCCACCGUGGCUGCUCUGUAA